CUCUGCUCUCUCUCUCUCUCUCUUAUCAACCAACCAUCCGCCAUGGCUGUACCCACGGCCUUCUCAUCACCUCGCACACAGUCUUCCCUAUAUCCUCUCUCUCGGUCUCAUCCAUCUCACCCUCCUCUCUGUCUCACCCCUCUCUUAUCUUCUCGCGCACUGUCAAUUUCCCCCACUUUCCAAACUCUCCCAAGAAUCCCAUUCCCUUCAAUUCGCUGCGCACAGAAAGAAGCUCCGCCUGACAUCAACCCCAAGCUUGGAGUCUCAGUAUACAAACCCAAGUCCUACGAAGUCAUUGUCACGGACGCCGCGAACUGUCUCGCUUUUGCUCUUGACGAAGGAAAGACCCGUGUCGAAAUCGAGUUUCCUCCCUUGCCUACCAGCAUUGCUUCUUAUAAGGGAUCAUCUGAUGAGUUUAUAGAUGCGAACAUUCAACUUGUCUUGGCUCUUGUUAGGAAACUACAAGAGAAACAGGAAACAAGAGCUUGCAUCGUAUUUCCAGAUCAGCCAGAAAAGCGUAGGGCCUCAAAGCUUUUUAAAGCAGCAUUUGACUCGAUCGAUGGUGUAACCAUUGCUUCCUUGGAUGAUGUACCGAGUGGUCCUGUCUCCACAUUCUUCAGAUCUUUAAGGAACACGCUGGAUUUUGAUUUUGAGGAUGAGAAUGAAGGUUGUUGGCAGUCUGACAAGCCUCCAUCGCUUUAUAUAUUCAUUAGCUGCAGCACACGUGAUCUUUCUACGAUAGAGAAGUUUGUGGACAAAUUUGCUACAUCAAUUCCCACCAUUCUUUUCAAUCUGGAACUUGAUACAUUGCGUGCUGACCUGGGCCUUGUAGGGUUUCCGGCCAAAGACUUGCACUAUCGAUUUCUUUCUCAAUUUACCCCAGUGUUCUACAUUCGAACAAGAGAAUACUCUAAGACAGUUGCAGUGGCACCUUACAUCGUGAACUAUAAUGGAGCAUUGUUUCGUCAAUACCCUGGGCCAUGGCAGGUAAUGCUGAAACAACAAGAUGGUUCUUAUGCUUGUGUAGCAGAGAGUGCAAAUCGCUUCACACUGGGCGAAACCAAGGAAGAACUGUUGAGGGUCCUUGGACUUCAGGAGGAGCAAGGAAGCUCACUUGAAUUUCUUCGAAGAGGUUACAAGACUGCCACUUGGUGGGAAGAAGAUGUUGAUUUGGAAUUAUCUUCUGCAUGGCGUAGUUGAGCAGCAGCAGCAGUGGAAACAUCAACAGGAAGUUCUUAGAAACAGAUACAUGGAGUACAGUAGAUCAGAGAUGCAAAGUGUCAGAGUCCAUAGACGCGGUUGGAGGGUUGAGCUAUUGUAUUCUCAUUAUUGUUUCUUCAAAUAUUUCAGUUUCUACUGGGUUAAAUCCUAUGUACUCCAUUUUCCUCACCAGUAUUCCUUUUUUGGGUUGGAGUGAAGAAAUUUGAAUGCUUGUGCCUUUUCAUUAUUCCAUGUAUAUUUUUCCCCACAUUAUUCCUUCUUUCGGUUGGAGUGGGGAGAAUUAGAAUACGAUUAUGGGUCACCUUCAUUCAUUGUUCAGGUAAACCUUUACCCCAUUG
Molecule: messenger RNA, 1559 nt
Organism: Ilex paraguariensis (yerba mate)
Lineage: Eukaryota; Viridiplantae; Streptophyta; Magnoliopsida; Aquifoliales; Aquifoliaceae
Source: the annotation of a GenBank genome assembly